AUGACAUUGUCUCCCUCCAUUCCUCAUCUCCGGCAGACAGGGUCUGCCACCCAGCUUAUCGUUCAUGGCAAGCCAUUUCUCGCCCUUGCUGGUGAGCUGCAGAACUCUUCUAUGACCUCGGCUGAGUUUAUGGAACCUGUUUGGCAGAAGCUCGUCGACACAAAUAUUAAUACCGUGCUCGGGUGUGUCACCUGGGAAGAUCUAGAGCCUGUUGAGGAUCAGUUUCAUUUCGCUGAGCUGGACAAGGUCAUUCUGGGCGCAAGGAAGCAUGGCUUGCAUCUGGUACUGCUAUGGUUUGGAUCAUUCAAGAACGGUAUCUCCACAUAUGUCCCGUCAUGGGUCAAGACCGACACCCGAAGAUUUCCGCGAGCAAAGCUGCGACAAGCCGAUGGCGAGCUAAAGACCGGUGACGUCCUGUCGAUCUUCUACGAAGAAGGCGUCAAGGCAGAUGCAAAGGCCUUUGCACGUCUUCUAAGUCACCUGAAAGAAGUAGAUGGUGCACACUCCACUGUACUCAUGGUGCAGGUCGAGAAUGAGACGGGUCUUUUAGGCGAUUCUCGAGACAGGUCUGCCGCAGCAGAGAAGCGCUUCAGCGAGUCAGUCCCGACAGAUCUCCUGCAAUUCCUCGUCCAAGAUUGGGACCACCUCCACCCUGACCUAAAAGCAAACUUGAAGUUGACCUAUCUCAACACCCAAACAAAUCUAUCCGGAAGAUGGACGCAAGUCUUCGGUGAAGACCCACACACAGACGAGCUGUUUAUGGCAUAUCACUAUGCGAAAUACAUCAACCAUGUCGCCGCAGCCGUCGGCGGAGGCGGCAAUCCAGGCGAUUACCCGUCGGGAGGAGGCACCAGCAAUGUCCUCGAUAUUUGGCAGCAGUUUGCGCCAUCGCUGGAUUUCAUCGCGCCAGAUGUCUACCUAAAUGAUUACAGCAGUUCCUGUCGCAAAUACCGCCACCGGAACCAGUCGCUGUUCAUCCCCGAGCAGCGACGCGAUGAGUACGGUGCAAGACGCAUCUGGGUGGCUUAUGGAUCGUAUCAAGCUAUUGGGGUCUCCCCCUUUGGUAUUGAUACGCAGGUGCCCGCUACAAAUCCAUUCACCAAACAUUACGGCCUGUUGCAGUCUGUGGCUCCGCUGGUGCUCGAGGCACAAACUCGUCCCGAUGCCUCCGUUGGGUUUCACUUUGAUGAGUUGUCAGGAGAUGGGGAUAACGUUGAUACCUCCAAGCCGGUGGUCAAAUCCUGGGGUGGCUAUGAGAUCACCAUCGAGCGAUGCUUUGUGUUUGGAAAGCCAGGACCUGGUGCUGGCAUGGUGAUCCAUCUGGGUGGGCCUCGAUUCCUAUUAAUUGGGUGGGGGUUCCAAGUGCGGGCGAAGGCACUGUCGCCAACGUCGAGUUUCACUGGCUUCUUGAGUUUCCGGGAGAAGAAGGUGGUGAACAAAGAGACGGGGGAGCUACGCACGCUGCGAGUAUUGAAUGGAGAUGAGACGCGGAGUGGGAUCUUUGCUAUGAUGCCGAAUGAGGAUCCGGACUACGGUGGGUUCCCGAUCUGUGUGACAGUGCCUGCCCAUACUAUGAUUGCCGAGUUGGAAGUAUACUCGAUUGAGAAGGUGGAUGAUAUGUAA
Messenger RNA from Penicillium malachiteum, 1623 nucleotides. RefSeq names its product putative beta-galactosidase. The coding region runs from base 1 to 1623 and encodes 540 amino acids. The transcript has 2 exons. NCBI's taxonomy places the organism in Eukaryota, Fungi, Ascomycota, Eurotiomycetes, Eurotiales, Aspergillaceae. Gene Ontology annotation, cellular component: beta-galactosidase complex. Gene Ontology annotation, biological process: carbohydrate metabolic process. The record is from RefSeq and is a predicted model, not a curated record. Gene Ontology annotation, molecular function: beta-galactosidase activity.